Molecule: messenger RNA, 774 nt
Organism: Prorocentrum cordatum
Lineage: Eukaryota; Dinophyceae; Prorocentrales; Prorocentraceae
Source: the annotation of a GenBank genome assembly
UUCUGCCCGCAUCGCGAACUUUUCGCGACGGCCCCUGGUCGUCGGCCGCGCGUGCCCGGGGCGGGGGGCCGCGGCACCUCAGGAGGAGGAGGGGAGGAGGGGCGGGGAGCUAGUGAGAGAGGGAGAGCGAGAGUGAGCGAGACAGAGACAGAGCACGCACUGGAGCACAUGCAUGUUCUAACUGUUUCACAUUCCUGCCUCAUCCUUCAGCAGGGACCGACCGUCCCGGCACUCCUAUAGUCCUACCACAACAUUUAUUGGUAGGGCUAUAGGCGAGCCAGGACACCACUGCUUGAACGAAUGCGCCUACGAAACGACCGCUAUGCUUGGACAUGUGGCAAAACUCACGCAGAGCGUGAGGCGCAACAGAAGCGGGCGAAAACAGGGCACGGAGCGGGGCGCCGCUCGGGGACAGGGCGGGAGGCAGGCGUCAGCGGGCGCACGCGGCGUGGGGGCGUCGGGGGGCGAGCGAAGUACCUACUUUACACGGACGGUGGAUAGUGGCACUAAGCUGCCUCGGCGCGAAAGCCGAGACAUCAACAGAUAUUCCACAAAGCAGAAGAGUUGAUACAGAGACGACGGAGGUGCAGAUGCAGAAAAAAACGGGCGGCAGCUGAAGCCUGCGAUGUGAUCACUGAUUGAUCAAGCUGCGUGAACGUACACAGUGCGGGCGCGGUAGCAAGAAACCCUCGCAAGAAACCCAACCCCGAAAACCCUCACGCGAGGUGCCCCUGAGGGGAAACCCGGAGCACCCUGAACGCAGCAGCUUCUCUG